CGGCGCACGGGGCGGCGCCGUUCUGUUGUUCGCCAUACUGGCAGAGGAGCGCAGAGCAACUAACGCACUUACAGCAAAGGCACCUGCAAUACAACUGCAUUUAAUUUUAAGACAUGGCUGAGGAUGACUUGACUCCGGAGCAGAUAGCAGCCAUUGCAGCCGAAAAUGAUGAGCCAGAGUCAGUGAACUACAAAGCACCAGCGCAGAAAACCCUGGCAGAGAUUCAGGAGCUGGAUAAGGAUGACGAGAGCUUACGCAAAUAUAAGGAAGCCCUGCUUGGUGCAUCGGUUACUGAAUCUGAUCCCUCUGUUCCCAAUGUCCAAGUGACCCGAAUGUCUCUGGUGUGUGAAGGCGCCCCAAACCCCCUGGUCCUCGACCUGCAAGCAGACCUUGACGGCAUCAAGAACCAGACCUUUGUGCUGAAGGAGGGCGUCGAAUACAAAAUAAAAAUCAGCUUUAAGGUGAACAGGGAGAUCGUUUCAGGUCUGAAGUAUGUCCAGAAUACAUUCAGGAAAGGAAUUAAGAUUGACAAAUCAGAAUACAUGGUGGGGAGCUACGGGCCACGUCCCACCGAAUACGAUUUCCUGACAUCGACUGAGGAAGCCCCCAAAGGUGUGAUGGCCCGCGGACACUACAACAUUAAAUCCAAGUUCACCGACGACGACAAGCACGACCACCUGUCCUGGGAGUGGAACCUCCACAUCAAGAAAGACUGGAAAGACUAAAAAAAAAAAGAAGAGAGGCCUUUGUGUUUGGGUGGGGGCUGUAGGAGGGGAACGGAGUCCCCGGUCCCCCACCCCCCAUGUGCGUUCUUCAUCCUCAUCCCCCCUCCCCUCUGCAUCCACCAUUUCUGCCUUGUUUGUUUUUUUAACUGUUGUGCAUUUUACGCUGUCAUGCCUUAGUCCCCGCCCCGUUGUACUUCACACUCCAGCAUCCUCCUGACCACUCAGUCAGUAGUUGUAGCAGCAGUAGCAGCCCACCCCCCCCCGCCCGCAUCUGUCCGUCCAUCCUUCACCUCCCUCGGUUGCACAAGAGGCGCCUCUGUCCACCAAACCUGCCAUGUUCACUACUUGACUCCACAAACGCCGUCACUACUGAGCUGUGCCAUGUAGCACAUUAACUCCCUCACACACACCUUUUGUUUUGUUUUUUUUUCGGUCUUGUUUUCUUUUUUUUUUCUUUUUUUUUUUUUUUUUGCUGCUUGAAGAGAUUAAACCCCCGCCUUCCACCUCUCCAGAAUGGCGUCUUCCUCUCUCAGUAUGAAGUACAUGUGGAAAAGCAACUGUACAAUCAACUUUAGUUUGCCUUUUUUUAUAUAAUCGUAUCAGUGGUUGUGUAACGUGACUGUAUUCACAUCACUGUUCAGCUGUUGUUGUUCAUAGCAGACCCCACCACAUCCACACCCACCUCCACCUCCCCUCCACACACCCCUCCACUCUAUAGUUAUCUUUAGCAUUUCUUUACUCGCCUACUUUCUCGCUGUCUUUUGAUAUAAUUACCGAUACCUGCCUUGUAAAACAAAAAACUAUCAAUUCUGAGCUGCUCUUGGGCGCCUCCGUCCUUUCCCCGAAAUGUGUUCACCCACUUCCCUUCAAAUGGGAUUGGGGCCAAAGUAAACAAGGUAGUAAAAGUAGAAGGGUGGAAGAAACAAAAAACAAAAGCUGCCUUAGGUAUCGAACUAAACGUGUUCAUGUCUGUCCUGCCCAGAUGUACGAGCGUACGGAGCAGAAUUCACAUGCCUUGUGUACGAAGCCAUUACAGAGUGUGUGUGUGUGUGUGUGUGUGUGUACAGGGCUUACUCUGACUACUGACUGAUACCAACCAUGUGGAGCCCUGGUGUGGUGGAGUUACUCUGAUACAACGCACACACAUACACCCCCCCCCCAAAAAAAAAAAAAAAAGAAUGUUCCCAACUGGAGACUAGAUUCUAAAACCCAGUGGAAAUCAGUAUUGAU
Molecule: messenger RNA, 1955 nt
Organism: Sphaeramia orbicularis (orbiculate cardinalfish)
Lineage: Eukaryota; Metazoa; Chordata; Actinopteri; Kurtiformes; Apogonidae
Product: rho GDP-dissociation inhibitor 1-like
Exons: 6
Coding region: 114-725 (203 amino acids)
Biological process (GO): Rho protein signal transduction
Cellular component (GO): cytoplasm; cytosol; membrane
Molecular function (GO): Rho GDP-dissociation inhibitor activity; protein binding
Source: RefSeq, a predicted model, not a curated record